CUCAAGUGGUUGGAGGUUCGAUCCUCAUCCCCCCAUUUCUGUGAUAGGGUGGAGGGACCCUCCCAUAUGUUACCGAUUUAAAAAUAUAAUAAUAUAAUGAUUGAACAAGCUAAAAGAUUGAUUGAAGAAAAGACAAGGCAAGCUCUGUUUAAAAUCUAACAUUUGUGUAAUAAUUUAAUUUAUUAGUUUAUACUUGUGACAAGCUACAAUGUGUUUUAGGCCCUUGUAGUUAUCCAUUGGAAUAUUUUGUAGCUAGAAAGUAUAUACCGUUGUACAAAGUAGCUUCAAAAAUUGAUAUAGCAAAAUAAGCUACAAUACAUAUAGUUUGCCAUUGGAGAUGCUUUAGCAUGAGUCAGUUUGCCAAACAAAAAAAAAAAAAAAAAAUAGAGCUACUGUCCUGUUAACCAGUACCUUGGAAAUACUGCACAUGGAAAAUGUUGAUCCCAUUCAACCUAGAUAGACUAGACAAGGUACUUUCCAUACCAGUCAUACUCAAUUAGCUAGUUUCAGAAUUCAGAUAUUUUCAUACUGCUCUAUAUUAAGAUUACACAGCACUCUUUCUGAAAGAUACUCAUUUAGAACACUUUUCAAUCAGGAAACCAUGUGAUAACCUUAUCUUAACACAAACUAGCAAGAGUUCAAGACCAUACAUUAACUCUUUCAGCAACUAAUUUUCAGGACAAUGUUGGUACAAUGAUGUGCACGAACAGAAUAGGAGUCGUGACGUGAUUCAUUUAGCGUCAGUUUCUGACUUGAUUCUUCAAAGAAAAUCAGUCAGCCAGGAAACCUGAAAAUUACCAGUAUUAUGUUUAUGCAUUAACUGAAAGGGGCAAACUCAUGCGCAACAAGGUUUUUCCCUCUUUUGUGUUCCUCCCUUGUACACAAUUUGAUUUACCUAAGUUGGCCAUUGGCCAAACUCUACUUUGCUGAAUGCAGAUCCAAUAGUCCAUUUUGACAACUUCUCAACAUGGUAGUAAUCUCAUACCAAUCAAGUCAUUAUCAGAUCAGACAACAUCACUGUCAGCCUGCACCAAUGAAUAACUAACAUUAACAUAAUUAACCAAACAAUGCAUCAGAAAGAAAACAUAUUAACCGAAUAUUAGAGCAAUUGAGGUCCGCUCCAUCAUCUCGGUCAUUACCAUUAGUCUUCAGUCUGAUUCUAGCUGAACUGAACAAUCAAACUUUGUAACGUAACUCCAAGUGCUUCAAACAAGGUUAGUUAACCACAAUAUUGUUGUUUCAGAAACUUUGGUGCAAAUGUUCACACCACUUAUCUUCCAGUAUAAUCAGCUAGUCGGGGUCACACGCAUUGUACAUCUGUUCACACCACUUAUUUUUCAGAUUCUCAACCAUAAGUUUGGGGGACUCAUUGCACCCAAAACCAGCUGUCUUGUACAUCAUAGAUCUUAUUAUUCAUAUUUAAGGUGUAAUCUUUACAAACGAGGAAAAGAACACAACCCAGAUAACCAUCGCUUUCGUUCUCCACCUUAUCCAAGGCACACAGCACACUCAGAAACUUAAAUUUAUUUCUGGACCACUUGUUCCUGAAAUACAAACCUAUUCAGCUAUAUAUAGGACUCUACCUCUUAUAAUCUCACAGAACUAAAAUUCCUAGGUCAUAUAAAUCCCAUUUAUCACAUAUUAUCACUUCAGGCAAGAGCCAGAAACCUGCUCAAAAAACAAGCUUCCCCUGAGUAAAACAAUAAGCUAAAAGAGUCCAGUAGUAAACAAGAUGGGGUCUGAUGAUACAUUAAGCAUAGAAUCUGAGUCAGUUCUGUCAUAUAGUAAGCUACAAGGAAGUCAAGUAAACAAGAUGGGGCCUAAUGAUACAUUUAGUAUAGAAUAUGAGAGUUGUGGGUUGUGUUUUGAGGAAAAUAAUAAAUUGAGCGAAUGUGAGCAUAUAGAGAGGAAGUCAGAAACAGAAAAUAAAGAAUGUAUAGACAUAAAGCAACCUGCCAAGCCCAGUAGCUCUUUCACUCACUCUGUCAUCAAUAUGACUGGGAUGGUUAUAGGUCUAGGGCAGUUAUCUACAUCAUACGGCCUGGAAAACGGAGGGUGGGUUUCUGCAUUCUUACUUGUAGGACUCGGAAUGAUAUGUGCCUAUAGUGCUUGCCUACUUGGUAAAUGCCUCGACAAAAAUCCUGAGUUAAGAAGCUACACUGACAUUGGACAGCAAGCAUUCGGGACAAAAGGAAAAAUCAUAGCUACAAUACUUAUCUAUACGGAUGUUUUCAUGGGCCUUGUAUCCUACACAAUUUCACUUCAUGAUAACUUAAACAUGGUCAUUAAAGGAAUUCCUAUUAAGGUACCCUUGAUCAAAAAAUCAAAGCUACUAACCACGACAGCAAUUUUGGUGACACUUCCUAGCCUAUGGCUCAGAGACUUUACUUCUAUAGCUUUUCUAUCAGCAGGUGGAAUUAUCAUGUCAAUGCUCAUUUUUCUGACAGUGACAGGUACAGCAAUUUUUGGGGUGGUGAAUGCAAACCAUAACAUACCAGUGCUGCACCUAAACAAAAUUCCUCAUGUAACUGGACUUUAUGCCUAUAGUUAUGCAGGACAUACUGUUUUUCCCAACAUAUACACAUCCAUGAAAGAUCCCUCCAAGUAUCCAAAGGUUACUGUAUUGAGCUUCACUACAAUCACGGCGCUUUACACAGCCUUGGCUUUCAUGGGAGCAAAAAUGUUUGGCCCCAACAUAAACUCUCAAAUCACCCUCAGCAUGCCACAAGAUAGCAUUGCCACAAAAAUUGCCUUGUGGGCAACAGUGUUGACACCUAUGACCAAAUAUGCACUGAAGUUUGCCCCACUUGCAAUCCAACUUGAGCACAAUCUUCCUUCUUUCACAAGUUCAAGGACAAGGAAAAUCAUAAGAGGUAGUAUAGGCUCGAUCCUUCUUAUAGCUAUACUAGCCCUAGCUCUUUCUGUGCCAUACUUCCAAUAUGUUCUCAAUCUAACUGGCUCUCUUAUCAGUGUCAGUAUAUCUAUCAUAAUACCAUGCAUCUUCUAUUCCAAAAUUCAUCUUGCUGAAAUUUCCAAACCUCACUUGCUCUUCAAUGGGAUCAUCAUCAUGAUUGGGUUCGUUAUUAGUUUAACUGGAACUAUGUCAUCUUCAAAGUCACUCAUCAAAAAAAUCACAACAGCUACUCCUUCAGGUUGACGAUGCUCUCAUAUUCUCUUUUGGGAAUCUAUCAUAAUAUGCCUCUAAACAACUCAGAUGACAUGAACAGAGGGUGUUGAAGAUAAUUGUAACACUUGUAUCAUUUACUAUAUUCUAUACAGAAUACCUAUGUUUAAUAGUAAUACUUGUUGAAAUAGAAGAGACACUUACAGUCUUACAGCUAGGAAGCCUUGUGACUUCUGAAUAUAAAUUGGAAUAAUAGAGGCGUUUGUUGCUAGGAGAGCCUUGUGACUUCUGAAUAUAGAGAUGCACUUCACUGAAACUUUCAAUUUUAUCAUAACAAUGAUAGAAUAGAUUUAUAUCAGGCAGGUAGAUAUCAAGCUUCUACCAGAAAAUAAGCAACAAUUUAAUGGUAGUGUUAUAUUCACAGGAAAACCCUAUAUGAAACUAUUUUUCCCUAAUAUAGAACUUAUUGGCCCUCAUUUUAACCCAUUUUUUUGUUAAUUAAUCUUGGGUAGCCCUAACUGACAUUACAGUGCCUUGCUCAAAAUCAUUAUCUACUGUGGUUUAACCAAUCAACCUGAUCCGAACAAAUAUGCCAGAAAACAUCAAGAAAGAAAGAAAAAUUCUGCAACCUAGUAUAAUUUUAUAAGAGCCUUGCACAGUGUAUACAUGGCUAGUUGAUCUGGUCUCACAAAUACUCAAAAAUGGCAGGGUGAUAAAUAUUCAACAGUAGGGUAGAGUGAUAAACUCUGCAACCAUGCUGUCCCAACUUUCCCAGAUUACCAUUAACAAGCUAUAAUUGCUUU
Molecule: messenger RNA, 3927 nt
Organism: Chenopodium quinoa (quinoa)
Lineage: Eukaryota; Viridiplantae; Streptophyta; Magnoliopsida; Caryophyllales; Amaranthaceae
Product: amino acid transporter AVT1H-like
Exons: 3
Coding region: 1733-3157 (474 amino acids)
Biological process (GO): amino acid transmembrane transport
Cellular component (GO): vacuolar membrane
Molecular function (GO): amino acid transmembrane transporter activity
Source: RefSeq, a predicted model, not a curated record